Messenger RNA from Schistosoma haematobium, 4587 nucleotides. RefSeq lists its product as uncharacterized. NCBI's taxonomy places the organism in Eukaryota, Metazoa, Platyhelminthes, Trematoda, Strigeidida, Schistosomatidae. The coding region runs from base 558 to 2591 and encodes 677 amino acids. The record is from RefSeq and is a predicted model, not a curated record. The transcript is spliced from 9 exons.
CUCUGGUUUGAGGGCAAAGCGUUUGUAUCGAAAUCUAUCACAGUACAACUCUAAUGGAUGAAUAUGAGUGAAAGAAGUUAUAUUUUGAAAACAACAUUGAAAAUCUUAUUCGAAAAUUACCACAAAUCAAAUGAAGGUGAUUUCAUAACUUUUGAUGCUUAGUAUUUUGUAAAACUGUUUCUUUCUAAAACUGAUGAAAUGGAGAAUUAUUUAUUCCAAUAUUUUUAUGAAGUUAUUCAUUCGCAGAUUGACAUAACAUUGACGUUCAAUCGACCAAUCAGAAUGCAGAUCAAACCAACCAAUGAAAAUAAACUUUAUACUGUUGUAUUUUAAGUGAAAUUCAAUUAAAUAUAAUUCCAUCUUUUGGAAAGUUUUCAGUUCUCAUAUGCAUAAAGUAUUCGUCUACAUUAUUCAUUAGAAUACACACAGUCAAAUAAAAGUCCUAUUUCUUAUUUAAAAUAGAAAAGUCAGUGUUCGGAUAUAUUGGUUCAUUCAAAGAUCCUGAGUAAAUUUGCAGCGUAAUACUGUGACUACAUAAAAGUGAUGGUCAUAUAAAUAUGUGGGUAAAUGUUAUAUCGAAGAGAUUUAUUAAAAUGGAAUUUAACAUUUACAUUAUAUCAACAUUUAUAUGUAACUUAAUUUUUGUACAAUCAAAUAUGACACCAAAUGACCCUGAACUGUUGGAACAAUUAUGGAUUCAGUUAUAUCGUUACUUACCAGGUCCAUCAAUGGGACCAAAGCUAUCUUCUGAUUUAUCUACGAAUAUUGAGCUUUCUGUAAGCAUCGAUAAUUUGGAAUUAUUAUAUCAUAAAAAUCAAUUGGUUUGCCGUGCAAGUCUAACAUUAUUUGCUGAGUGGCCAGUAACUGAUUCAAGAGUCACUGAAAGUACUUUGGUCGAUAUGGCCGGAGGUGGUGUUCGACUUGAUGUGGACAAAGUAUGGCAUCCUCAAUUAGUUAUUAAAGGUGCAUUCAGACAUGAUCGUUUUCACCAACGUUUAGAGUUGCGUAAUCUAUAUGCUGGAAGUAAUUCAUUCUCUAAAUCAACAAAUCCCACAAAUUCCUUGAAUAGAGCGCAAGCAGGGCUAGCUGCACGAGGAUUACCUAACGAAUCGUCAAUUCAAUCAAUCCGUUCUCAUAAUCGUGCUAAAAUGUUGAAGGUAGUUCCGGAUGGAGAUGGGCCAAAUUAUUCAUUCAUGGAAAGCAUCGUCGUGGAAGUUCCAUGUCAAGAGCCAAAAAAAUUUCAUCAUAUUGGUGCUAUUGUUUGUCCAGUAUGGAUAAAACAAGAAGGCUUCAUGAAAACACAACCGAUCAUCAAGUGGACUGAACGUAAAUGUUGUCUGCUCUCAAAUGAUGUACAAAGAAAAUCAUCUUAUCUAAGUGUGACAAAACGCUAUGAUGAACAUAUUGAUAAAUCUGGUCCAGAUCAAAGUCUUGGAAUUAAUAUUUGUUUUUCACAAAGUGGCAGAAUAUUACAAGGUAGUUUACCUCCAAUGCUACUUGUAUUAAUUUCUAUUAUACUACUAUGGACAAAUCAACUGGGUACACAUAAUCUUAGUUGUACACAAUUAAUUCUAUUUUUAUUUUCAAUUUCAUUUUGGCUGUGGAUGAAUGAACAAAACUUAAAUAAUUCUAAAUUAUCUGGAUUUCUUAAUGUAUGGUGUUUAAUGUGUUCAAGUUCAAUUUGUUUGAUCUACUUAUUUGUUUUAAUUCAUCAUCGGUUUGUUUGUCGAUUUCUUCAACGAAAAUAUCAACAUUUGAAUCGUUUGUCGUCAUUUGGCUUGAAUCAGAAUAAAACAACCACAACAGGUUUUAAUGCAGAGGGUCCAGUUAAUGAACGAAUGAAUGGACCAGGAUUAAUACAAACUUAUGGGUGCUGUGGAAAUUGUGGUGGAUGCCCUGAUUCAUGUACUAGUUGUGUAGCAGGAAGAACCAGUACAGGAUUUAUUUCAUCAAAUGGUACAGCCGUUUGUUAUAGUAACAGUAGUUGUGGUCUAUCUGGUGGAAGUGGUCAUGCAUGCCAAGCCAUACCAAUAUUGCAAACAAAUCCAUCUGCAAAUAAUAGUCCUGGACCUCUAGGAUUUACACAAGCAAUGGGCCAAUCAACCAACAAGAGAGAGAACUAUGGUGACAAUUAUUUAUGCUCAGGUAGUUCAGAAUCCGGUAAUGGAGUUAAUAAUGGUACAUUUCAUGGAUUAAGAUGGAGAAAUUCCCGAAGAGUUAAUAAUGUCAACUUAUUGGGUGGGGAUUUAAAUCAACCUGAUUGUCAUGUAUGCCAGUCACAUUUUCUCACUGAUAAUAAUAAUGAUAAUCAUGCUAAUUUAUCAUCAUCUCCUACAGCUGCUGCUUUCAACGUAUUUUGUCGACAUCAGCAUUUGUGCAGUUCAUCUGUAACACCAUGCAUCAAUGUACAUAACUUUAAUGUAAAUAAUUAUCCUUCAUCUUAUUGUUUAACAGGAUUGAAAACUUUAAUAACUGUAUGCUUUUGUAUAAUGAGUACUAUUUACUGGAUAAGUAUAUUUGCACAAGGUACAUUACCUGAAACAUGUUUAGGUAUAUCUCUAUGUCAAAUCAUAGAAACGAAUCGUUCAUAACUCAUCCAAAAGAAGAUAUUGACAAACUUUCUAAUUGUAAAUAGAAAACAAAUUAAAGUGAAUUUUGAUAAUUUAAUCUUUUCAAACAAUUUUAAAGUAAAACAGAACUAUAUUCAAAUACAUAAAUAUUGUAAUCCAUAUGCAUUUACAUAUACAUUUAUACUAUAAAUUCUAUUUAAUUUUUAUUUCCUUAUGAUGACAUGAUUGUUUCUUGUUAAAUUUGACCAAAAAAAAAUUAGUGAGUUCAUUUAAAGUAUUACUGAUGAAAAGAAAUCAGUAGUCUAUACAUAUAUCUUCUAAAGUUCAUUAUAUUGUUCAAUAUAAUGAAUUGGAAAUAUAAUACAAUGUAAACCUAACCCCCCAUAGUAUUUUACUUCUUUUUAAAACAUUUGGUUUUAUGAUGCUUUUUUUUAAAAUGACAACUUUAUAAAGUAAAGAUAACUAAACAUUAUGACAGGAAAUGAAUCCAUUUCAUUCUUGUGUAUUAUAAUUCCUUUAUAUAUGUACUAAUUUUUAUCAUUAAUGUAUAGUUUGUUUGUUUUUAAUACAGUUGGAUGGCAACAUUGUAAAAAUUAAUUUUAAUUCACUUAAAUCCAUAAUAAUAAAUCAUUUUCAACAAUUUCGAUCAUUUGGCAGAUAGUUCCCAUUUAAACAUUAAAAUUAAAACACGAAUUUCAGCGAAGGAAUCUGUUUUCAACGAAUUUAUUAUUCGAUCAUGUAAUAAGAAGAUGUAGAUUAUUAGAACUAUGUGAUAUCUAAGUGUAAUACAUUUCGAACAAUCUCAUUACACAUAAUUUACUUGUUAAGAACAUUUAUGUAUAAAAAUUAAAGGUCAACUAGACAGGUUAAAGGUAAGUCAUAACAAAAUAAUCAUAAUAAUAAUGAUAAAGUACACAAAGACAAUGUGAUUACCACUCCGGAUAAUAAAUGAGCAUUAUUAGGGUAGGUUAGGUGUAUGGAUGAACUGUUUUUGAACGCAUUGCGAAACAUUUGAUUGAGACUAGUCAUAAGGUUGACAUCAAGUCAGUAUUUGUAUUGUUAUACAAAAGCCUUCGAAGACGUAUACAAAGGUUUAUUGAAGCCUUGGCUAAAUGGAAAUUGAAACCACCUUUAUGCGUUCAAAAACAAUUCAUCCUUACACCUAACCUACCCUAGUAAUACUCACUUAUUAUACGGAGUGGUAAUCACAUUGUCGUUGUGUACUUUAUCAUUAUUAUUUCUUUUUCGUUAUAGCUUACCUUUAACCUGUCUAGUUGACCUUUAAUUUUUAUAUAUACAUGUUCUUAACAAGUAUAUUAUGUGUGAUCAGAUUGUUUGAAAUGUAUUACACUUAGAUAUCACAUAGUUCUAAUAAUCUACAUCUUCUUAUUACAUGAUCGAAAUUUAUCAAAGGCACUAAUUGCUUUAAAUUUCAACCAUUUGUUCAUCUAAUAAUCUUUAAUAUUCUUGAUUCCUUUUAAAAUCUUAUUACAUAAUCAAAUGGAUUGAAUGAUAUUUUCAAAUCAACUUUAUUAUUUUAUAGUCUUAUUAAAUCUUCCAUUAAAUGAAUAAUAAUGAACAGUUUCAUAUACUUUUCAAAUUCACAUAUCAUGUAAAACCAUGAUUACAAUAAGUAAUAUAUUUCAUUAUUUAUUAUGUAUACAGUUCUUUUGAAUGAUGAUAUCUGACACUUAGACAAAAAAAUAAUCAGGUCUAAUUGAUUAUGUAGCUAAUUAUUCUAUCAUAUGAACUAUAUCUUUUCUGAAUUUGCAUUUGUUUGUUUUUUCAAACUAAACGCAUAAAACAACAACAACAAUAACAAUAUCAUACUUAAGACAUUUAAAAAGGAGAUUUAUCAUAAACCAUAUAAUGUUUAUUGUUCCUAAAAAACAAUCUAACACUAUGACCUAUUUGUGAAUAAAUUUAUGUUAUGAUUUUAAUACAAAUUAAUAAUAAAAAAUUAAACAAAUAAUAUCAACAUAAUAAUUGUGGUUAUACAAUAUUCCAAUAAGUUUAA